Meira miltonrushii is the source of this 936-nucleotide messenger RNA. Its product is annotated as putative ubiquitin thiolesterase L3. The transcript has a single exon. Lineage: Eukaryota; Fungi; Basidiomycota; Exobasidiomycetes; Exobasidiales; Brachybasidiaceae. Gene Ontology annotation, biological process: protein deubiquitination; ubiquitin-dependent protein catabolic process. The record is from RefSeq and is a predicted model, not a curated record. Gene Ontology annotation, cellular component: cytoplasm. Gene Ontology annotation, molecular function: cysteine-type deubiquitinase activity. Bases 165 to 872 code for a protein of 235 amino acids.
CAGAAAGAUUUCUAAUUUGCCGGUUGACCGUCCUGUCAUUCUACUCGCACGGUUUCAAGAUAGUCUACUUAACGCUCAUGCCAAGGUGCCAAGGCGUGAAUUGAACGUGUACAGUUAAACCCCGAACUACGAACAUUACACGCGUAUAGCAUACACUGAUCAUCAUGCGUUGGGUACCAUUAGAAUCCAACCCAGAUUUAUUCACAACAUGGUCUGAAUCUAUGGGAUUGGAUACGUCAAAAUAUGCAUUCACAGAUAUUUAUGGAUUGGACGAUGAAGUGCUAGCAAUGGUCCCACAGCCGGUAGAGGCGGUCUUGUGUUUGUUCCCCGUCACAAAAGAGAAUGAAAAAGUGAUGGUCAAAGAGGAUCAAGAAACUCAACCAUUCGUAGGACCUGAGAAGGAAGAUGAUCUGAUCUACUUCAAACAAACAAUCAGUAAUGCAUGCGGUACAAUCGGGCUAUUACAUGCCAUCGCAAACACUUCUGCACGAAAGACUCUCUCUCCAGAAUCACCAAUGGGACAACUUUUGCGUGAUGCUCUUCCUCUCAAUGCUACCGAUAGAGCCGCAUUCUUGCAAACAUCAAAAAGCCUAGCACAAGCACACACUACAACAGCCUCAAGUGGUCAAACAGCUGCACCAUCUGCAGAUGAUCCGGUAGAUUUGCACUUUGUUUGUUACGUUCGCGAUCCAAAAUCCAAAAAGUUAUUUGAACUAGACGGAAGAAGGAAAGGACCGGUUGAUCGUAAAGUUGACGUUCCACAACAGGAAGAUUUGCUCAAAACGGCCACUAAAUGGGUUCAUGAGAAUUAUAUGCAACUCAAUCCUGAAGAAGUUAACUUUAAUCUGAUAGCACUUGCCUCAAUGGCGUAAAAUGUAUUAACACCGAGAUUCAUUCAAUUCAUAAAUAGCACAUAAGCAUCAUCAUCAUCAUCAU